UCUCAGGCUGUCGGUCCUGCAGUGCUACAGGUGACCUUGUCUGGACCCCGUCUGCUGGCAAGUGCUUCCUCAGUCAGGGUGGUCGUCUGUGGACCGGGGUGCCCGGAGGAGGUCUCUGCGAGGUACAGACAGCAAUAGCAGCCUCUUGUCCAGCUUACGCUGGGAGCAUCGUCAAGAGUUUCACAUCAGACUCUCGGAACAACUUGGAACCUUCUAGAACAGUGGUUUUCAAAGUGUCCCCAACCAGCAGCCUCAUUAUUACCUGGAAACGGAUUAGAAAUGAAAAUUAUCGGACCCCAACACAGACCUGCUGAGUCAGAACCCUGUAGGUGUGGCUCCCAGGUUUCAGAAUCACCGCUGUAGUAAGUAGGUGUGACAUCCAUUUUCUGGAGGAGAAACUGGCCUGGAGAAGCUGGGUAACUUGCGGCUACAUCCCAGCCCAUUAAUGGCAGGGUCUGAUUCCAACCUGUUUCUUCUGGACCUCAAAAGACUCCGAGCCAAGACCGUGGGGCAGAUUUUACACAACAGCACCACUUCUGAGCGAGGCUCAUGGUGGUGCACGGCCCAAAUCUUUUCAGUGAUGUAAGACCAGGACUUGGGUGAGAGACGUCUGUAGGAGAAAGUGACUGACGUGCUAGGUUAGAGAAGGCUUCCAGGAAGAGGAGGAGGGACACUGGAGCUGGGUGCCUUGUGGCAGUCUGGGGAGAGGUUGAGCAAGGCCAGAGUCCCCCUUCUGCCCUCAGGCUUCAGUUUGCUAGGGAAGGGGAAAGGACUAACAUUAACGGAGAACUGACAAUAUGCUAAGUGCUGUAACCCAUUCAUUCCACCAUCAGAACAACCUUGGGGAACCAAGCGGUGAAUUGACUUUGACCGAGGUUGUAGGGUUAGUUAAUAUAGGGUUAGUUAAUGGAACUUGAAUGGAAUUCAAGGCCUCUUUUUUUUCUGCUUCUAGAGCUGGGUCUUUUCCACGCAUAAGCUGCCACCAUCAAGUGCAAGAGGCAUUUAUUCUGAAGGGUUCCCAGGGGUAACCUUAGCAGAAAUUGUCCUCUCUGACCUGUGUCCACCCUGUGCCCAUCCAUGUUUGACUUGGAAGCCCUCCCUCCCCAGUGCGGCUCCACACUAAAUGACUGAUUCCUUCGCUCCUUUAAUACAUAUUUGUACCAUGGCGAAUAAGGCUGUGUCAGUGGUCUCAGGGCUCUAUUAAGACAGUUUCUUAGGGACUUCAGUAAUCCAGGGGUCAUGGAAGGAACCCCCCCAAUGAGUGACAUUUAAAAUAAGACUUGAAGAAAGGGAAGGAACUAGGGAGGGUACGAAUGGGAGGGAGAGAGGUGUUCUGAGAAGCGGAACUGCAAAUGCAAAGCCCCUGAGGCAAGAUGGAACUUGCAAAGUUCUAGGAACAGGAUAAAGUCCGAACAGCUGGAAAAUGUGUAAGAUGAGUAAGGGUUUUGGAUUUCCUUCUGAGUGCAAUGGGAUGCCAUUUUAAGGGUCCAAGCAGGAAAUUAGUUUAAGAUCAUGUCAGUCAACUGGAUGAAGAAUGGAUGAGGAAAUGGAUAAAACAGAAGCCGAGAUACGAGUUAGGAAGUUGUUGCAGGCUGUGGAAGGAGAACAUUCUAAGUCCUUCUUUAGAAAAGGUAGAGAAGCCAGUCUGAUGCCUGCCACGGAAACCAUCGCCCGGGUCAGACAUGAAGUGUGUGUGUCAGAUUCUUGUCCUCUGGGUCUUCUCAGUGCUCCUCUUGUGUCUGAUGAUCCGCUGCCUGGAUCGGAAACCUGAAUCGGCACCCCAGGAGAAGCUGGUGUACUUGGUACCGUGCUGUGGCAACUGUCUUUGGUUUAAGUUCAAGAAGUGUGGCAGCCCAGCUGGGACCCUCAACUACUCCCUGUGCCACCAGACAGUCAGAGAAGCAAACUGCUUUGAUGCAUGCUGUGAGAAGAUGACGGGGUCCCUGAUGAGGACAACAGAGUCCGUGACCCCCAAUGCUGUGUUCUGGUGGUUGGGCAUGAGCUCAGCAAGCGAGCUGGGCAAAGUGUGGGAGAAGCUGUUCAAGGUGAUUCUCAGACCCUCAGUGAAGCAUAGUGAUCUGUACUGUGGGUCUUGUGUGCUAGUGGGGAACUCGAAGGUCUUGCGAAGGGCUUCUGGCCUCAGCAACAACGUCACCCAACACACCACAGUCUUCAGGUGGGUGCUGAGGCGAAGGCAGGGUGCAGGAAGGCCCAGACCUGUCUCCAGAGUUCUGCCAGUUUCUGUUCUCCUUCCCAGGGUGAAACCGGCCCCUGUUCAGCGCUUCAAGACAGUAGGGAACCAAACCACGGGCUUCACCUGCGGUAGGAAUGCUGGGGCCCAGGGUUCCUGGAGACAGCUGCUGCUGCUUCUCCUAAAGCUUUCUGGUCUGGCAUGGACUUCAGAUGCUCUGAGUCAGGAGAUUUUGGAAGAUGACCUAGUUCCCUAGUGAAAUGGAAGAUAGCAAAGACAAGGAUACCCCUUUUGGAUUUGGAUCAGAGAAGCAAGGAAAAUGAGAGGAUGUUAAUCAGAACAACGACCCUGUGGAGGUUACCACCUAGCACAGAAGCAGAAAUGGAAGUCAGCCAGAGGGUGUGUUGAGCAAGCUCACCAUCCACAUGUGAUGCCCUGCCCUGCCGGUCCACACAAGUCCUAGUCCUUUGGUCCUGAAAGCAGGAGAGUCUUGAGAUUUUAGCAGCAACAGUAGAGAACUUUCGGGGUGAAGGGUAAGAGGAAACUGUGUGGUCAUCAGUCGGGUACUGAAUAAAAUCCUGGUCAGAUUCUCUUACCCGUGAGGACAGUGUCAGGGGAGGAAGGGCCUGACUUGACUUCCUGAUCUCAGGGGCAAUAUUUCCAUGGCUUUCUCUGCAUGUCCCUGGAUCAUGCAGAUGGUAUAAAUUUAGGCCCAGACUCAGUUCUUGGAUAAGGAAUUGAACCACAGGAUAAAAGAAAUGAGCCUCCUUAUUUCAUCCUAUGCUGGAGGGUGAAUUUUUUUCUAGCUCAGCUGUUCACUGAAGGUUGAGUGUUUUCUAGGGGCCUCAUUCCAAUUCCCGGUCUCCCCUGGGCUCAGGCUCCUCUGCCCACAUGGGCACUGAACUCCUGAAUUCCCAGGCUGCCACUAAGGCAGCUCAAGGACCGACCUCCCUCCUCCCUCCCUCCCUCCCUCCCUUCCUUCCUUCCUUCCCUCCUUCCUUCCUUCUUUCCUUCCAGAAGGGGAAGGGAGGGAGAAAGAGAAGGAGAGAAACAUCUAUUGGCCACCUCCCACAUGCCCCCGACUGGGAACCCUGCCUGCAUUGGAAACAUGUGCCUGGACGGGGAAUCAGGGAAUUGAACCAGUGACCCCCAGGUUCACCGGCUAGCACCCAAUCCACUGAACCAGGCCCAUGCUGUUUUUCAGUUCUUUCUAUUUCUGGCAUCUGGGGAACUCCUAUUUCUUUCUCUGCUCUGCAUUUAAAAUAAUUUUUAUUAAAAACAGUGUAUAUAUGCUUAUAAAUUUUCCAACUAACUCAGAAAAGAAAGGAUACGCAAGACAUUAGGACUAGUAAGUAGUUGCCUCCGGGGAGGAGAUUGGCUAGGCAGAGAGCCAGGGGGCGAGUGGGUUCUUUCUUUUCGUAUACUGUUUGCACCUGUUGGACUGUGUGCCACGGACCCGUACUCUACAUUCAAAAAUACAUACAAUUUAAAAAAUUUGCCCAGGCUGGUGUAGCUCAGUGGAUUAAGUGCGGGCCUGUGAACCAAAGGAUCGCAGUUCAAUUCCCAGUCAGGGCACAUGCCUGGGUUGCAGGCCAGUUCCCAGGAGGGGAUGCAAGAGAGGCAACCAUACACUGAUAUUUCUCUCCCCUUCUCCUUCU
Artibeus jamaicensis (Jamaican fruit-eating bat) is the source of this 3849-nucleotide messenger RNA. It is a transcript of the gene CUNH20orf173, whose product is annotated as chromosome unknown C20orf173 homolog. The transcript is spliced from 5 exons. Bases 1683 to 2447 code for a protein of 254 amino acids. The record is from RefSeq and is a predicted model, not a curated record. Lineage: Eukaryota; Metazoa; Chordata; Mammalia; Chiroptera; Phyllostomidae. Gene Ontology annotation, molecular function: beta-galactoside (CMP) alpha-2,3-sialyltransferase activity.